Molecule: messenger RNA, 933 nt
Organism: Pogona vitticeps (central bearded dragon)
Lineage: Eukaryota; Metazoa; Chordata; Lepidosauria; Squamata; Agamidae
Source: RefSeq, a predicted model, not a curated record
AUGGCCUCUUUUAAUCAAACCAUGGUGACAGAGUUCAUCUUAAUUGGACUAUCCGAACACCCUAAAGCUCAGAUUAUGUUCUUUUGGUUUCUCAUGGUGGUGUACCUCAUCAGUGUUCUUGGCAAUGGUAUCAUUGUCCUCUUGAUUCUUAUAGACUCCCAGCUUCACACCCCCAUGUAUUUCUUUCUCUGUGUGCUCUCCUUCGUAGAUUUCAUCUUUAUCAACAAUACAGUUCCUGAGGUCAUGGCCAACUGCUUCAUCUACAUGCCCACAAUUUCCUUUACCAGAUGCCUGUCACAGAUGUAUCUUGGUGUGUUAUUUGUUUCAACAGAAUGUUUUGUUCUGGCUAUCAUGGCAUAUGACCGCUUUGCAGCUAUAUGCCAUCCACUACACUAUUUGCAGAUCAUGAACUGGUCGGUUUGCAUUGGUCUGGUGGGGGCAUCGGUGAGCCUUGCUUUCCUGAUAACCCUUAUCAAUGGCCUGCUUCAGCCUACAGACUUCUGUGGCCAACACACCAUCAACCAUUUUGCCUGUGAGCUGCAGUCUUUUCUCAAACUGGCUUGUUCUGACACACGGAUCAGUGAGCUCUUCAUGCAUAUUUCUAGCCUUUUUAUCCUACUACCAUCCUUUGGCUUCAUAGUUAUGACAUAUGGACGUAUAGGUCUGGCUGUUCUGCGCAUCCGCUCAGCACAGGAUCGUAGGAAAGCUUUCUCUACCUGCAGCUCUCACCUGGCUGUGGUCAGCAUCUUUUAUGGGACCAUCAUGAUCGUGUACUUGAGGCCACAAGGGAAAUCUGUCUCUGACCAAGGUAAGAUCAUAUCUGUGGCCUAUGGUGCUCUGACCCCCAUGCUUAAUCCUCUGAUCUACAGCCUGAGAAACAGGGAUGUGAAGGGGGUUUUCUGGAAGCUGGUCAAAAAGAAGACGUUAGAUUAA